UUGAUAAUUUAGGAUUUGCUCUUGCGCAUAUUUGGUAACUGCGACCACGCAAGCUUAAGUGAGGGACCUCGUGUUAUAUAUGCUUGCGCUGAUCAUGACAUAGGAACGGACUGCCUUGUCCGCGGUUUGCGGGGAAGGCUGUGGCAACCAUGUCGACCCUCGGGGGACUCAAGGGUCCCGGCAAGCCGCUUGCUGGAGCUGCUUCGAAGAGCUACAAUGUGGCAUCCAUAUGGGAGAAGACAGCAGCCCUAAGCGAGAGCCAGCUACGAGCAGUUGAGGCGCUGGGCCAGUUCUGUUCGCAAAGGCCGCUCCCGUUGCAUGUUGUGGACGAUCAGCGCUCCCACGCUGAGGCAUCGGAGCACCACAGCAAAGACAGCUACGUGGGCACUCUGGAGGAUGCAGUGCUGCACAACACCAGCCAAUUCCACAAAUGGCAUUCUGAGCUGGAGGCCGCCUGCGCCUCCGAGACGGAGGAGAAGUACAAACGCUACGCGGAUCUGCUCAGCAGCCACGUGACCUCCUGCGAGAGCAUCCUCUCAAAGGUCGAUCUCACCCUAGAAGCCUUCGACGCCCUACUAUCCCAGCACCGCGACGUGGUGGCGCGCUCGCGCUCCCUGCACGCCUCCUGUGAGACAAUCGUACGACAGAAGGAAGCCCUAUGCGAGCUGGCGGAGGCCAUCCGCGCCAAGCUGCGCUUCUUCGACGAGUUUGAGACCGUGUACGCUCAGUUCACGGCGGCGCAGGUGUCUCUGGACAGCGAGCAGUUUCUGGCGCUGUUGCGGCGGCUGGACGACUGCAUGGCCUACGUGGCGGCAAACCCGCAGUACGCGGAUGCCGCGCAGUACAGCGCGAAGUUUAGGCAGCUGCAGGGUCGUGCGUUGACCGCCGUACGCAGCAAAGUACAGCAAGUCCUCCGUUCUGCCGUACAACAAGUCCAGGCAGCCAUCCAACAAGCUGCUGCUGCCACACCAGCGGCAGGCAGCAGCGCAGUAGCCGCUGCCUCGGCCACAACGGCAGCUGCGGGCGCGCCUCCCGCCUCCCCAGUUGCAGGCGGCGCUGCUGCUACCAAUGGCGGCAACACUGCCAGCAGUAGCAGCAGCGGUCGCGGCGGUGCGGGUGCGGUUCCCCAGCUGGCUGAGGGCGCGGAGGUGCCCAUGCUGUAUGUGAGGUUCAGGGCGGCGGCGGAGCCUAGCAUCAAGGCCCUCCUCCGCGAGGUGGAGUCCCGAGCCCACCGGCCCGAGUACCUGCGCCUGCUCACCGAGUGCCACAACCUGUACGCGCAGGCGCGGCUGGCGCUCAUAGGGCCCUACGUGCAGCAGCGCAUCGCGCAGUACGGCAGCCAGCAGCCGCUGCCGCUCUUCACGCGGAACGGCUGCGAGCACCUGGGCCGCGUGUGCCAGCUGGAGGUGCAGCUGUUCGAGCACUUCUUCCCGGGCCAGCAGCAGCAGCAACAACAGCAGCACCCAACCCACCCUCAAAGCAACAGCAACCAGCAGCAGCAGCCAGCACGUGCAAACGACGCGAACAAAGCAGCUGCCACCACGGCAAGCAGCAAGGCCGCCGCCGGCACCCCCCCGCUGCCGCUGCCCCCCUCCGCGGACGCGCUGGCCCCGCUGCUGGAGUCCCUAGCCACCAUGUUGUACGACCAGCUGCGACCCGCGGUGGUGGUGAUGCAGGACAUUGACGAGCUGUGUGAGCUGGUGGACAUACUCAAACAUGAGGUCCUGGGCGAGCAGCUGGCUCGUCGCGGCCCGGGCGGCGAGGCGCUCAAGCCGCUGCUGGGCCGCUGCCUGGCGGACGUGCAGGGGCGCCUCAUCUUCCGCGUGCAGGCCUUCAUCCGGGACGAGAUCAGCGGGUACACGCUCACGCCCGAGGACACAGACUACCCCGCACGCCUGGAGAAGCAGCUGGCGCAGCAGCAGCACCAGGCUGCGGGCGGGGAUGCCGCUGCAGCCAAUGGGAGUGAGGAGGGGUCUGCAACAGCAGCAGCGGUGGCAGAAGACGGGGCAGCCGCGGCUGCGGAUCCCUACGCGGCGCUGUUUCCACCGCUUCGUUCCACGCUGUUGGUGCUGUCCAAGCUCUACCGGGCUGUGGAUGGCAAGAUCUUUGGCGGUCUGGCUCAGGAUGCGGUGUCGGCGUGCACGGUGGCCGUGCAGCAGGCCAGCCGGGCGGUGGCAAAGCGGGCGGCGGCGGCGGCAGCUGCUGGGGGUGCUGCUGGGUCGGCGUCAGCAGGAGGGGCAGGAGCAGCUACGUCUGCGUUGGACGCGCAGCUGUUCAUGAUCCGCAACCUGCUGUUCCUGCGCGAGCAGAUCGUGCCGUUCGAUGUGGAGUUCGCGGUGACGGACAUUGACCUGGACUUCUCGCACAUGCGGGACCAUCUGCGUCGCAUCAUGCUGGGCCAGGAGAGUCUGUUCGCGCUGGGCCCCAGCAACGCGGUGGUGCGCAUGCUGGGCGCCUCGGGACCCCGGGUGCUCACCCACCACCUGGACUCCAAGAAGGAGCUGGAAAAGGCGCUGAAGUCCGUGUGCGAGGCGCUCAUCAUGGCCCUCACCAAGGUGGCGGUGGAGCCGCUGCUGUCCUUCAUUACAAAGGUGACGGCUGUGCGGCUGGCGUCAGCGGGACAGAGCGGCGGCCAGGCAUCCAAGCCCCUCCGGGAGCAGGCGUUCGCCUCCCCCGCCAAGCUGGCCGAGGUGGUGGGGCGGGUGAAUGCGGCGCUGGAGGGGCCGCUGCCCGCCGCAGUGGCCAAGAUGCGGCUGUACCUGCCCAACCCCGCCACACACGCCAUCCUGCUCAAGCCGGUCAAGUCCAACAUCGCGGAGGCACACGGGCAGAUCGCCAAGCUGCUGCAGACGGACUACACCUCGGAGGAGGCGGCUGAGGUUCCGCUGCACAACCCGCAGCAGCUGGCCGCCGUGUUGGAUCGGCUGUGAGGAGCCUGUGAGGAGGAGCCUCGUGACCGCUGAGAGGUGCUUAGCUGAUGUGCUG
Messenger RNA from Astrephomene gubernaculifera, 2985 nucleotides. The record is from the annotation of a GenBank genome assembly. Lineage: Eukaryota; Viridiplantae; Chlorophyta; Chlorophyceae; Chlamydomonadales; Astrephomenaceae.